Nematocida minor is the source of this 885-nucleotide messenger RNA. RefSeq lists its product as uncharacterized. The transcript has a single exon. Lineage: Eukaryota; Fungi; Microsporidia. The coding region runs from base 1 to 885 and encodes 294 amino acids. The record is from RefSeq and is a predicted model, not a curated record.
AUGCUAAGCACUAAGAGCAGUCCGUUUGCUUUCAGCAAUGCCCUUACGAGAUGCCUGAAUCUUCUGGAGAGCGUGAAGGACAGCCCGCCUAUGCUGAGGGAGGUCUUGGCGCACAUUAAAAGAAACAGAGAGUGUGUGCAAACUGUCAUGAAAAUACUGAAGCAGGAGGAGACACUGAGGAGGCACGGAAAGCAGAAGCUGUUUCAGAUGGUUUUUGCGCUGUGGGCUGCGUUUCCAGAGAUGGCAACUCCGGAUAGAGUAGCAUCCUGUCUUUCAACGGCCUCAGAGAGCAAACUGAUAAAAAUCCUGCUUCUGAAAAUUUUGAUAUCUUUGGUCAAACAGGAGAGAAUUGAAGCAGACAGUGCGCUUAGCGCAAUAGAGCCUCAUUUGUUCCAGGGGUGUGUAGAAACAGACUAUCUAGUGCUCACAGCAAUGGUUGAGAUACUGGAGAAGAGUCCUGCACACACUGGAAGAGUCAGAACGAUCAGAGAAAGAAUGCCCGAGCAUCUUCCUGUAUCUUUAGUGCCGAAGAUCAUGCAGCUUGCCUUGAAAACAGGUUUCCAGUACACCAUUCCGUUAGAGGCAAUAGGUCUGCACAAUACAAGUGCGUACAUCAGAAUUUUAGAUACGAUUUCAGUCCUCGGCGUGGUAUACCCAAGCACGCAGCUAUUUUCCAUCCUUCCAGAGCUGACAGACUCGUUUAAGCACACAAUGUCCAGUUUUCUGCAGAAACAGCCGUGUCUCCCAGACUACGCGAUAAAAAACAGCAGAAAGAUCCCCUUCACAAACAGCUUAAUCAUCCAAAAAGUAAAAGACAUACUAGCUGCAAAGGAAGACGAUCCGGCAAAGAUAGUAGAGAAGCUGAAAAAGCUGCUAAUUUGCUGA